Molecule: messenger RNA, 2952 nt
Organism: Polypterus senegalus (gray bichir)
Lineage: Eukaryota; Metazoa; Chordata; Cladistia; Polypteriformes; Polypteridae
Gene: wsb1
Product: WD repeat and SOCS box containing 1
Exons: 9
Coding region: 259-1524 (421 amino acids)
Biological process (GO): intracellular signal transduction
Molecular function (GO): protein binding
Source: RefSeq, a predicted model, not a curated record
GGCCGCCAUAUUAGAAUAACGUAGGAGUAGCGUUAGAUUUUAGGUGGCAUGUUGAUGCAGUGAAUCGCGUCUUUUGUUUUUUUUCUGUAACCGCAAAACUUACAGAUAUCUUUUUUCUUCUUCUUCAUUGCAGUGCUGCACAUAGUAUUAGGGGCUUUGAAGCACGUCGCCUCGAAGGUUUCGUUUGGCGGUGGUUAUCUAGUCCGAUUGUGUCAGCUUGCAUCGCGUGAACUUUCACUGCUGCUUGUGUCAAUUUAGAUGGCCAGCUUCCCAGACUUUGUCAACGAAAAUGAUAUAGCAAAGGCCCGGUCAGUAGGAGAUCUCUUAACACCGGCUGCCCCUUUUGACCAGAAGUCUGGCCGGGAAACGUGGACUGUUGCUUUUGCUCCAGAUGGUUCUUACUUUGCUUGGUCUCAGGGUCAUCGUAUAGUGAAGCUUGUUCCUUGGUCCCAGUGCCUUAGCAGCUUCUUACUAGUUGGUAACAGUGUCAACAAUGUUGCAAACAGAAGACUGUCACGACAGAACAGUGAUGGACAGCAAAAGAAUGUUCCUCGGGAGCACACAAUAGACUGUGGGGAUAUUGUCUGGGGCCUGGCAUUUGGUUCCUCUGUUCCUGAGAAACAAAGUCGAUGUGUUAACAUAGAAUGGCAUCGGUUCAAGUUUGGUCAAGACCAACUCCUGCUUGCUACUGGACUUAACAAUGGCAGAAUCAAGAUCUGGGAUGUUUAUACAGGCAAGCUGCUGCUAAAUUUAAUGGAUCACACUGAAAUAGUCCGUGAUCUAACAUUUGCUCCAGAUGGCAGUCUCAUUUUGGUGUCUGCAUCACGAGAUAAGACAUUGAGAGUUUGGGAUCUUAAAGAUGACGGAAACAUGAUGAAAGUUCUCAGGGGUCACCCAAGCUGGGUGUAUUCCUCUUCCUUCUCCCCUGAUUCCUCAAUUUUGUGCUCUGUUGGAGCCAAUAAAGCAGUGUUCUUAUGGGAUAUGGACAAAUAUACAAUGAUUCGUAAACUGGAAGGCCAUCACAAUGAUGUUGUUUGUUGUGAAUUUUCUCCUGAUGGUGCCUUAUUGGCUACUGCUUCCUAUGACACACGUGUUAUUGUCUGGGAUCCUCAUAUUGGCGUUGUAUUACUAGAGUUGGGACACCUUUUCCCUCCUCCAACUCCAAUAUUUGCUGGAGGUGCCAAUGAUCGGUGGGUGAGGUCAGUCUCCUUUUGUCAUGAUGGCCUUCAUAUUGCAAGCAUUUGUGAUGAUCGGAUGGUGAGGUUCUGGAGCAUUAAUGAGACCUCUCCUCAAGCAGUUGCAUCUCUGAGCAAUGGUUUGUGCUGUGCCUUUUCAACUGAUGGUAGCGUUUUAGCUGCUGGGACUCGUGAUGGCAGUGUUCACUUUUGGGCAACUCCACGGAACAUAUCUAGUCUCCAGCAUCUGUGCCGAAUGUCACUUAGAAGAGUGUUAUCUACACAAGAGGUUGAGAAACUGCCUGUCCCGUCAAGAAUGGUGCAAUUUCUGUCUUACAGGAUUAUUUAAGUUUUUAAGCCAGUGGAGUUCCAAGUUGAUCAAAGAAAAUUGUGCCGAACACAUUGUUACAUUUUUAUUUGUGUAUAUGUUUGUACAUAGAGUUUAAAGCACUUGUAAUUUAAAUAAAAAUACAAAUAGUGUUGGAACUUGACAAUGUCAAGCAUUGUAAAGAUGGUCAUGAAAUUCUUACUUUUGAGGUGGCCUUUUCAGAUCUUGGAGAUCUCUUCAGGUUUUUUGAAUUUUUUAUAGUGUUUCGUUUUUUGUUUUGAACAUGCUUAAAAUAUAUUCAUUUAAAAUGGUUAUCAAAUCGAAACACAAUUGGACUAUAAUGUCUCUUUGAAUUUUCAUAUCAAACAUUUUUGUUUACUUAUAUUUAUGUUAACUUCUAAGUGUUUUUUUUUGGUUUAAAGCUGUACUGAGCUGUAAAUAUUUUUGCAAAAGCUUUGGGUAAUUAUGUGAGAAUAGUUUGGAUGAUAUUUGGUCAUGCUUCAGCAAAGCUGCUCCUACAAUUGGAAGUAAGUGGGAUAGUCAUAUUGUGGCAGUUAACACCUAGUGAGCCUCACACCUUCACUUGCACAGCCCAAAAGGCACCCCCACCCCCCAAAACCUCCUGCAAAAAAAAAGCAUCUAGUGGUUUAUGUGAAGGAUUGAACUUUUGUUUUUUUUUGUUUUUUUUUUUUGUUUUUCUUUAAUGCUGGUACCAAAGAAGUUUUCUUGGCAGCAAAACAGUGUUUGGAAGAACUGUGUAAAUGGUCAUCCACAUUUACUUAAGAGGAUAGAUGUUUCAGCUACUAAUUCCAUAUCAUGCUUUAAACUUCAGAGCUUAAUAUGUAUUUAAAAAAAAAAAAAAAAACCCCCUGUCUGUUGGGAGGUAGGGGGCAAUGUUACUUGUGAUUGUAAAGCUACACAAGGAAUCUACUGGUUUCUCCAUUUUCAAGAUUUUCAGUGUUCAGCAUGUUCAGUUGGCACAGCCACCAAAGAUUAAGCAAAAUGCUUUUUUGAAAGAAAAAAAAAUAUAUAUAUAUGUAUAUUCUGAACUCUGGCAUCUUCAGUUACUUGAAACUUGCUUGUAUUUUACAUAUAUUUUAAGUACAUUGCUUGAAGCAUCUGCAAUAAACUAGCUGAAGUUAUGAGCAUUGUAUAUUUAUAGCUUUUGUUUACAAUGAAAAGCUUAAUUCAGCUCUGAAUGUAUAAACUGUGACUUCAGUCUGCGGGUGGGAAUUCUUUACUGUUGCCUUACUCCUAGAAGCUGGAGUGUUUCUGUGAAGCUUAAUUUACAUUAAAUCUUGUAAUAUACCAAUGCUCCUUGAGAGAUGUAUAUUUUUAUGGUUUGUUGCAAUUAAACACACACCUUUUGUGUUUUGAAGUCUCCUUGUACUUUAUUUCAGAUCUGAUGUGUAAUUUGCAAGACUUCUGCAUUAAACUUUUUCACCAAAA